Messenger RNA from Dioscorea cayenensis subsp. rotundata (Guinea yam), 1915 nucleotides. Its product is annotated as probable beta-1,3-galactosyltransferase 2. NCBI's taxonomy places the organism in Eukaryota, Viridiplantae, Streptophyta, Magnoliopsida, Dioscoreales, Dioscoreaceae. The transcript has 11 exons. Gene Ontology annotation, cellular component: Golgi membrane. Gene Ontology annotation, molecular function: hexosyltransferase activity. The coding region runs from base 354 to 1550 and encodes 398 amino acids. The record is from RefSeq and is a predicted model, not a curated record.
GUUGGGUUUGGCUGAAAGUUGCCCCCUUUGUGGAUGGAGCUCCUGUGCUGGUUUUUAUUGUUUUGCUGAUAGUUUCAAAAUUGCGAAUGUUUCUGUUGAUUGGGAUUGUGAUUUUGGUGUAAAGAUUGGCUUUUUGGCAUCUUCGUUUUGCUUUUGUGUUUAUUUUGAUGGAAUUUUUGGAAUUUUGUUGGUAUUGUCGGUGAUGGUCUAGUUUGAAAGUUGCCCUCUUUUUUGGGGGAAAUGAGUGCUGAUCGGAAUUGUAAUUCGUGCUCUGAGUUUCUCUUCUUUGAUCUCAUGAAGCUGUUCAAGAAUGCUUGUUGUAUCUAAAUCAGGCAGAUGAAGUGUUUGUCGGAAUGCUCACUUUGAAUUGCGUUGGAGAUCUAAGAGGAUGUUUAGGGUUUUGCUCGUGUUGGUUUUUUGGUGGAAAAUUUAGUGCUUUUUUUAGAAUGUGGACGAUGCCUGAAGCCAAGGAUUUCAUCAGGACUACUGGCACCGGCGAAGAUAAGAUAAAACUUCUUGCAGGCGAUUGUAGUCCAAAAACUAUGAAUGAAAGGCAACAGCCUAAAGACAUCCUAGGGGAAGUUUCCAAGACUCAUAAUGCUAUACAGACACUGGAUAAAACAAUAUCAAAUCUAGAAAUGGAAUUAGCAGCUGCAAGGGCUACACAAGAGUCAAUACUGAAUGGUUCUCCAAUAUCAGAAGACAUGAAACUUACUGGAUCUAGUGGAAGACGAAAAUAUUUCAUGGUGGUUGGAGUAAAUACUGCUUUCAGUAGUCGCAAACGUAGAGAUUCAGUUCGCUCUACUUGGAUGCCUCAAGGUGAAAAAAGAAAGAAGUUGGAGGAAGAGAAAGGUGUCAUCAUGCGCUUUGUCAUUGGUCACAGUGCUACAUCUGGUGGAAUUCUUGAUAAAGCAAUUGAAGCUGAGGACAGAAAACAUGGCGAUUUCAUGAGACUGGAUCAUGUUGAAGGAUACCUCGAGUUGUCGGCCAAAACCAAAAUAUAUUUUGCUACUGCUGCCUCUAUGUGGGAUGCAGAAUUUUAUGUCAAGGUUGAUGAUGAUAUACAUGUGAAUAUAGCCACAUUAGGAACUACUUUGGCUCGACACCGUUCAAAGCCUCGAGUUUACAUUGGAUGCAUGAAGUCUGGUCCUGUAUUGGCACAAAAAGGUGUGAGAUAUCAUGAACCUGAGCACUGGAAAUUCGGGGAAGCAGGAAACAGAUAUUUCCGGCAUGCUACUGGUCAACUCUACGCUGUUUCAAAAGAUUUGGCCACUUAUAUAUCCUUAAACCAACACGUAUUGCACAAGUAUGCAAAUGAAGAUGUUUCACUAGGAUCCUGGUUUAUUGGACUGGAUGUGGAACAUAUCGAUGAUCGUAGACUGUGCUGUGGCACUCCACCAGAUUGUGAGUGGAAGGCGCAAGCAGGCAACAUCUGUGUUGCCUCAUUCGAUUGGAGCUGCAGCGGUAUCUGCAGGUCUGCUGAAAGAAUGAGAGAAGUUCAUAACCGAUGUGGAGAAGGUGAAAAUGCUCUAUGGAGUGCAGUCUUCUGAUGAAAAAACAGAAAAACACGACACUUUCGACCUCAGGAAGUGGUCACCCACGUCGCCUCUUGUAUUAAUACAAACAUGUACGUAGUGUAGAGUGUACGUAUUUGGAUGAUAGAUAAGUAGAAUGGAUUGCUUUUAGGAGAGACGGGAAGGGACCUCUUUUGUUUUACUAGAGAAGACCCGGAAAUGCUCGAAAGAAGCAAGAAAAAAGCAUAGUGAUGUGAAGUGAGGGUUACAUUCUUUAAACUACAAGGCUGGUCAUUUUGUAUGUUUAAACAUUUUCGGUAUCAGCUGCUAAUAAGGCUAAUUUUUAUAUGAAGUAAAUUCUUAGCCAUUCACAACCAGUAUUGGCAAAUCUUCAGCGGAAA